Molecule: messenger RNA, 642 nt
Organism: Python bivittatus (Burmese python)
Lineage: Eukaryota; Metazoa; Chordata; Lepidosauria; Squamata; Pythonidae
Source: RefSeq, a predicted model, not a curated record
UCGCCGCUUCCCCCUCCCCUCCGGGAGCGAUGCGAGGGCGCCGCGUCCUUGGCUGUUGCGCUCCGCGGCGCCCGAGCGUGCCCCCCGGCCCCGUGGUGGUCACAGUCCCCCCGGACGCCGAAUAAUGGCCUGGGCUCUUGGCCGAGGUUGACCGGACGGAUUUUGCCCCAUCGUCCCGCCGCCGCCGCCAGAAUGGGUUACACAGACCCGACUUUCAACCGGGAUUUACUGGGAAACCGAACUUUGCUUUUCAUUUUCAUCUGCGCCUUCGCCGUGGUCACGCUGCUGCAGCAGAUCCUGUACGGGAGAAACUAUCUGAAGAGUGAGCUGCAGUUUAGAUGGCAGAGUGAUGAGGAACUGGCCAACUGGACCAACAGCUCCAAUUUCAUGGAUGGCGGAGCUCUGAGAAGUGGAGGUGGCACAGGCAGCAGGUACAGAGAUCGGGGGCACAGCACUGGAAGGGUGGCUCUGGUCCUGGAACAGACCUUUGAUAUGAUCUGGGGAGGCACCAUCACUCAUUCUUUCCAUGCCGAUGUUAAUGAAGACAAGAGAAACCCACACUUGAUCCUUAAAAUUUCCUCCAGAGCUGAAGGAACUGGAAUAAUUGCCCUGCUUUUGUACAUGGUCAAACUCUGCCACAAA